This is a messenger RNA of Monomorium pharaonis (pharaoh ant), 353 nucleotides long. RefSeq lists its product as uncharacterized. Lineage: Eukaryota; Metazoa; Arthropoda; Insecta; Hymenoptera; Formicidae. The transcript is spliced from 2 exons. Bases 38 to 235 code for a protein of 65 amino acids. The record is from RefSeq and is a predicted model, not a curated record.
ACCAUACAUUAGUCAAUUUAAUUCUGGUUACAUUGCGAUGAGUCGACAAGCUAUCCUGAAACUUUACAAGGACAUUCUGAGGUACGGCGAAAGUUUAAGAUUCACGAAUAAAAAGUAUUUUCGCGACCGGAUUCGGACAGCUUUUAAGGAUAACAAAGAUCUAUCCAAUGAGACAGCGAUAGACUUUCAAUUGAAGAAGGGUAUGAAAUUCUUGGAAGCUAGAAAGGUAGUAUAAAUUACGUUUUGAUGCAAGAGAUAUGAAAGUGGAAAAUAUGUUGUUGAGGUCCGUGUUGACGUGUUCAAAGUCCACCCAUAAUGGCAUUUCUUUGUUGAUCAGCCACAAGUUCGUGUCA